AUGUCCACCAUCGUGGACGCCCGGCCGAGAGGGACCUACAUACCCGCGGACUGUCCACAAUGUAAGACCCAGAUGGAGUAUAUGGUUCCACCUACUUUUAUUGGGAGUUUGAGAGUCAGAUGUUCUUCCUGUAAAACACUCUUCUCACACCCCCAACCUAAACCUUCCGCUCGCCCUACAACAUCCGCGUCCUCAGGACCCUCCACCAGUAGACGUAUGGGAACAGACAAAUGUCCGAUAGAUAUGGCUUACUAUGACGUUUUAGGACUAGACAGUCAAUGUACUACUGAAGAAGUCAAGAAGGCGUAUAGAAGAUUGGCUAUAAAGUUACAUCCUGAUAAAAAUAGAGAUGAUCCCGACGCUGAGGAGAAGUUCAAACAGAUCGCAAUCGCCUACCAAGUCCUCUCGGACCCUGAACUUCGGCAUAAGUAUAACGAGUUCGGACAGAAGAAUGGAGGGGGUAGUGCCGAGCCUGCUGGAGGAUUUUCUGAUCCUGAAGAGGUGUUUGGUAAGAUGUUCGGGGGAGAUCAAUUUGAGGAUCUCAUUGGAGUCAUCAGUAUCGGGAAAGAUAUGAAAGAUGCCUUCCAACAACAAGCAGAUGAGACACAGCCCAGCGACUAUGUUAUGGGUCCCACUGGUCGACCCGUCAUGACCCACGAAGCUAUGCAGCGGAAAAUCACUAGGGAGCGCGCCAAAGCUGAAGAGAAAGCGAAAAUCCGUGCAACCAGAGUGGAGAAACUUUCCGUGAACCUCAUCAACAAAUUGUCCAUAUUUACCGAAGCUGCAAAGGGAUCGCAUGACCAACUAAUGGCCACUUCAUUCAAAGAGAAAUGUCGGAUAGAAGCGGAACAACUGAAAGAGGAAAAUUAUGGGGUGGAGUUGCUGCACGCUAUCGGUAGAGCGUAUCAGGUGAAAGCUUCACAGCAUCAAGCAUCUAGUCAAUUCGCGCCAUUAGGAUGGUUUCAUGGUGCAAAAAAUACAUUCAACGUUGCUGCUGAUACAGUGUCCACUCUGCGAUCCGCCAUCGAACUCAAAUCGGUAUUUGACAGAUUACAACAGGCCGAACAAUCCGGUAUGCCACCCGAGCAGCUGCGCAAGCUGGAAGAGCAAGCGGCAGAGCAGGGAAUGAGGACCAUGUGGAAGGGCGUGAAGUUGGAAGUGGAAUCGAUAGUGAGGGAGACGGCGGAAAAGGUGUUAUCUGAUCCAAGAGUGAGCAAGGAGAAACGAGAGAUGAGAGCGGUAGCUUUGGAGCUCAUGGCUGAAGCUUUCUUGAGCGUGCGAGAAGGUAAAGAAGAAGAUUUUGUCAAAGUAGACACUCCCGCUUCAAAACAACGCGAAUCCGCAGCGGCCAACGCGAAUCGCCCACCUGCUCCAACCGUCCCACCUAGACCAGUCAACGAGACACCCGUACCUCCCACACCUGUACCUGCACCGGCGGUCCCUCCUCGUCCAUCUGGUGAGACUUCCGCCGCUCAGUCUACGGAACAAAGUGCGGAAAAGCAAGACACUCUGAAUGCGGCUUACAAAGCUUACGAGAGCAAGCGUAAACCCCCACCUUUAGAAGGUAAUCCGCCAUAA
Tremella mesenterica DSM 1558 is the source of this 1578-nucleotide messenger RNA. RefSeq lists its product as uncharacterized. Bases 1 to 1578 code for a protein of 525 amino acids. The transcript is spliced from 12 exons. The record is from RefSeq and is a predicted model, not a curated record. Lineage: Eukaryota; Fungi; Basidiomycota; Tremellomycetes; Tremellales; Tremellaceae.